GAAUUUCGAAUUAUCCUUCUUCACAAUAACAAAAACAUUGUUCGUUAAACUUCUAAAGACGUCGGCUAAGCGAUCUCGAACGUGCAAAGUUAUCAUUCGUCUCACAAUGUUUCGCCAGCGUGAACGAUGCUGCGGAAUCGCUUAUCAUCCGCGCGAAUACGUAGUGUAAUUGAGCAUGUAAUUAAAAAAGGGCUUGAUAAUGGUCGCGCAAUAAAAGUUUCUCAAAGCGAUCGAACGCGCUAUUAAAUCUUGUAAUUGAAUCGACCAAUAGGCGGGAAACGAUUUCCACUUUCUCUCUCUCUCUCUCUCUCGCAUCUUCACACUUAUCUAUAAUCUUAUAACGGCGAAAGACAGUCAUAGUUUUCGAAGCGGCUUCAAUUUCAACGCGAAAGAUCGCUCCUUAAGCCGCUGAUAAAUAAAAGAUUAUUGUGCCCCAUUCAGCACGAGUGGCGAGCUCCGCGGGAUCCUCGCUGGAUAAGUGGGACAGCUUUACGCAAGUUUUUAUAUCCUCGGCAUUGUCACUCUUGGGCCCCUCAUACCACUUCGUGCGGAGCUCUACCUGCCAACAUCGCCGUUCCAUGGAUCUUCCUUUGGGCCGACCAUUGAUAUACGUCGACCGUAAAAGCACGCUGCCGCCUGAUAAUGCGCGAAGAGAUCCAUACGGUGGUAGGGCGAGAAAAGGGCGAGAAAGAAGGUACACCCGUUAGAUGGCGACAAGAUAGAUACGUUCGUUCAGUCAAUUGACUGAUACUCAGCUUCUUUCCUCGCCACACGAGGAAACAGAGACAGCAACACGGCUGGUCAUGGGUAAGAGAGGGAGAGAAAAAGAGAGAGGAUCGCCGGCAGUAAGGAGGAGGAAGGCCAGCCAGGAUGGUUGGUGAUCGGCUUCGGAUCCACGAGUGGCAGUUCAUGGUGCGAGUAGCCGGCGCACAGUCAGUCACCAAUUCCAACCAGUCGGUUGUUGUAGUCAGUCGGUAUUAGACAAGCAGCUCCGUUCGCGGGGCCGCUCUCGCGCCUCGAUUUAUUUCUUCUUUUUUUUUUACUUGUUUUUUAUCGGAAAUUGCACCCUUGAUUUUCGUUUCCGCAACGAGAUCAUUUAUUCGACUCGAGAGGUCUUCGGAGUGGAGCGCGAACUUAACAGUAAGUGCGCGGAGUGUCUCGAUAUCGAGUGCUGGAUGAAGACACUUGUCUGGUAUAUAAGUGAUAAAGUGUCGGCUGCGCGAGGACUCGAAGAGGUGCUCGAACGGGCUCUUGUUGGCGAUAUUCUAGAAGAAGCUACAGAAACCUGACUACGGAUGGUUAACGACGUAAUGAGCGAGUACGAACGAAUCAAGCGUUCGUGCUUGAAACGAGGUGAGCUCUGGGAGGAUCCAGAAUUUCCAGCAACCCAAGCUUCGGUCUUUUAUCACCAGACACCGCCGUUCCAGUUUCAAUGGAAAAGGCCGAAAGAAUUGUGCAAUCGGCCUAUCUUCGUCAGCGAUGCACCUGCUCAAUUCGAUGUCAUUCCUGGGAAGAUGGGUGAUAAGUGGCUGGUAUCGUGUUUGGGCGUGCUACACCUUAGCAAGGGUCUAUUCUACAGGGUGGUACCAGCCGACCAAGGAUUCGGCAGCGGUGGAGAACCUCCGGGCUCGCCGACCGCAGAAUACGCCGGAGUGUUUAGGUUUCGAUUGUGGUGGUGUGGCGCGUGGGUGGAAGUUCUCGUCGACGAUAGAUUACCGGCGGUUCAUGGAAGACUGGCCUUCGUGCAGAGUCGCCAUAGUGAUCAGUUCUGGCCGGCAUUGCUGGAGAAAGCGUACGCCAAACUUCACGGUUCUUACGAGGCGCUCAAGUACGGCACAUUACUGGAUGGUUUGUCCGAUCUCACGGGUGGUAUUACCGAAAGCAUCGCGAUUCGUCAGGAUCCCACAGCCUGCGGACGAGCAUUGUCGAAACUUCUGGACAUGACGUCUCUCAUCACGUGUACAGUAAAUAAUAAUCAACAGCAACAGAUACGUGCCAGCACGGAGAAGCUCGCUAAUGGCAUACAAAUGGGAAUCAAUUAUAGAUUGUAUGCUAUUGAAAGGGUAGAGACAUUCGGAGGGGAAGCUGUGCAAUUAGUAAAAUUGAGGAAUCCUCUUGGACCUGGUGGAGAAUAUGUUGGUGCCUGGGCGAGAGGUGGCUUGGAAUGGGACGAAGUACCUGUAAUGGAAAGGGAACGAUUAGCUGUAAGAAAUAUGGCUGAAGGAGAAUUUUGGAUAUCAUAUUCCGAUUUCGUUAAGACAUUCACUCAUCUGGAAGUAGUGCAUCUAGAUGCUGAAACUUCGAGAGACGAACCAUCGUUACACAGCAAACACACUUGGCAAAUGAAAUUAUAUCAGGGAAGCUGGAGAAGAGGCGUCACCGCAGGAGGAUGUCGAAAUAAUCAAGAAACUUUUCAUAUAAAUCCACAAUUGCAUCUUAUUUUAAGUGAGAUGGAAGAAGUGAUCGUUUCGUUAAAUCAACAUUCUAUUAUGGAGCCAAAAGUGAUCGGCUUCACAGCGUACACGUUGCCGAAGAACAGCACCGAGUCGAUAAACAAACAGUUUUUUAAGAAAAACAAGUCCUUAGUUAAUUCCCAGUACACGAAUAGUCGGCAGGUGAGCCACAGGUGUCAGCUCGAGCAGGGUGGUUAUUUGUUGGUGCCUACGACCUUCGAGCCGACUCAAGAAACGAGUUUUACGUUACGAGUCUACAGUAGUAAGCCCCUAAAACUCAAAUUAUUAGAUACACCACCAUCCUUAAUGAAAUCGGCAAUCGUCAAGGCGCCUCCACUGGAAGGCAAGGGUUUCUCUCAAUACGAAGCCGUAUUUCUGCAGCUUGCCGAUGAACAUAGAACCGUAAACGCUUUCGAAUUGCAGGAACUUCUAGAAGCCUGUUUACCAAAUGAUUACAUCAAAAGUUGUGCCUGUAUGGAAGUCUGUCGACAAGUAGUACUAACUAUGGAUAGUUCCGGAAGCGGCCGACUAAAGUUCAACGACUUCAAAGAUCUAAUGUGCAGUUUAAAGUAUUGGCAAGCUGCAUUUAAGAAUCACACGAAGGAAAAGACGGGUAUACUCAAAGCGGAGAGACUACGAGAUGCACUGUUGGAAGUUGGUUUCCAAUUAAACACGGACGUAUUAUCCAUCUUGAUUCUUCGAUACAUGAGGAAAGACGGAACUCUUCGAUUCGGCGACUUCGUUUCGGCGAUAUUACAUUUGAGCGACGCAUUUGGAAUUUUCGAGAGCAAAGAUCCCUUACAAAAUGGAACGAUAAAAUUAAGUUUAUCAGAGUGGCUGAGAUCGUCUCUGAUGUGUUGAAAUAUCAGUCAGCGUAGAUCAAUGUGUACCUUGUGAAUCGUCUGUAAAUAACAUUCUCUUCAUUUCAACAUUAGACAUAAGUUUUAGCCAUAUUAACGGUUAGCAAUUGUGCCUAUCGAAUAUUUUAUAUUUUGUAUAUAUUAUAUAUAGAGAUAUAUAUAAAAUAAUAUCAUUGUUUUUUACAUUACCGCAUUGAUCAUCAUUUCCUUACGUAAUUAUUAUAUUAUCAAGGAUGUAUGAUACGUCGUUUUUUUUUGUAAGAGAAUAUCGCAAUUGGCCAAUAAAAUUAAGUUUAUUUUACAUAGUUUCUGCAUAUCUUCCAUUUGAUGCGCGUAUUUAACUUAUUCGAUAAAUUAUGCUCUUUCUGAUACAUAAAAUUAAACGUAAGUAUAAUAUAAAAUCUUUCCUUUAAUUAUAAAAAUAUUAAGAGCAUGUUAUUCUAUCUGGAAUUGAGAAUUACCGUAUUAUUCGAUAACAAAAAUCGCUGAAACAUGUUUAUAUACAUACAUAUAUGCUUAUUAAAUAUUUUGGCCACGUGUGUAUCGGAGAGAAAGAAAUAUAGCAAACACACUUACAAUAGAAACAUUUAUUCAUAUAGAAUUCAUUCGAGAGAUACAACGGAACUUUUGAUAUCCUAUAAUUUAUCGCCUACCUCCAAUGGCGGAGUGAGGUAUAAUCCGCGCAAGUUGAUUAAUUCCUUGUGUAUAUCGAGUCUCCGACUCGAAUUUCUCACGCACGAUUCCAAUUAAGGAUUCGUCCUGCGCGAAUUAUAUAAUAAGUGCACACGAGACACAGAUAGGUGGACGGCGAUAUGUGAAGAUUACCGGGAACGAAUUGACGAGAAGAAAAAGAAAACGUCUUUGUCCAUGACAUUCGUCAAUCGUUUCUGGCAAUCUCAAACGUCCCGUCGAAGACUUUAGAUGAUGCUUUGAUCAAGAAGACUACCUUCAAUGGUAGAUCGCAACAUAUUCGAUAUAAUGCGUCGAAAAAACACGUACGUUCGUAUCAAUCAAGUAAUUAUCGACACUUGUCACUGCGAGCAAUACAUGUCGAAUUUCAAUGGAUCUUGAUGAUCUAAUAAAUAUCACUCCGAGCGUUGUCUCUCUUCUCAUACGAAGCGAAAUUUGUGCAAAACUAGAAUGGCUCUCACUGUACAAAAUACAGAGUAACAUCUCGUGAUAUGUGCAAGUUUAAGUUUAAGACUAGCAGAUACGGAAUUAUAUAAUUCACAUUUAUCGGCGAUUUUAAUCAUUUAGGAGUAUUGCGGUUUUUUGGUACCUUCAUGAUUUUCAGAGAGUUGUUGAGAUAAUGUUGGUAAGCUGA
Molecule: messenger RNA, 4637 nt
Organism: Nylanderia fulva
Lineage: Eukaryota; Metazoa; Arthropoda; Insecta; Hymenoptera; Formicidae
Gene: CalpC
Product: calpain C
Biological process (GO): proteolysis
Cellular component (GO): cytoplasm
Molecular function (GO): calcium-dependent cysteine-type endopeptidase activity
Source: RefSeq, a predicted model, not a curated record